This is a messenger RNA of Cadophora gregata, 2478 nucleotides long. RefSeq lists its product as uncharacterized. The transcript is spliced from 5 exons. Bases 1 to 2478 code for a protein of 825 amino acids. The record is from RefSeq and is a predicted model, not a curated record. Gene Ontology annotation, molecular function: protein binding. Lineage: Eukaryota; Fungi; Ascomycota; Leotiomycetes; Helotiales; Ploettnerulaceae.
AUGGCAAGCAUCAGACAGCAGAAAUGGGAUUGGGCAGCUCAUUUGCCUCGGAUGAUCGAGCUUUACAACAGCCAGACUUCAAUUCCAGAUAUACACAAAGCUAUUCAGUGUGAUGGCUUUGAGCCAUGUCAGCGAUCUGUUUAUCUCAAGUUCAAGCAAAUGGGAUAUCCCACUGAUCCUGUUGGACGGACAAAGUUCCUCGACUCACGAUACACCUCCGAUGUUCCAGCGGAAGUCGAUACAUCAUCUAGUGUGUGGAUGAAGGCUCAAUCUCCACCAUUCGAUACCAACCACUUUUUGGAUAGUGGCCUACACUCCCCAUUCAACAAUUCUACCUUCAGUGAUGCCGGAGCUUCUUGGAGUCAUGGUUAUGAUAUGAGUACGCCCAGCUCUGAACAAUUCUUUGAAUCAGGAGAUAUCCUUGGCGGAACACAGUUGAGAGACGAGCAGGCGGUAGCAGACAACAAUUUUGGCGAUGCUUCUGCUGGUAUUUCAUCUUUGAGAACGAACCUAUCGCCUGGACUGGUCUUCCCCUCAUGGCUGUCCAAUGGCAACGGCCUUGAUGUACCUACAAACACUACCGACCAUGCGUUUCAAUAUCCCGACCAAAGUAUGGAGCUCAAUGGUGCCUCAUAUUUUGGCAUUGAGACGGAUUCCGGGCUUCCCUCUUCUCUGCCCGAGCAAUCGUCUAUGCAAAAUUUGCCUGCUCUAAAUCCGAGCUCUGAAUAUUCCAGGAUCAAUACAGCUCAACCGAGACCGCUUUCUCCUAAUCCUUCAUUGAUGGAUCUUGACACAAACUCGGCGCCUUUUCAGUUCUCGGCUGCGAGCUCGGAUUCCUCCAAUUCUGUCAAACUUCCAUUUCAGAAGCUCAUCGGUGCAUCAAACACUGGUGCACGUAGCAAGAUCCGAUCAUUGUUCAGACCAAAAUCCAGCGCUUCAAACCGGGGUCGAAAACGCUAUGCUGUUUCACAAUUCACCAACUCCACAGAGGAUUCGGGGUAUGCAAGUGGGCAUGCGUCUUCGCUGACCUUGGAAGAAGUCAGGCGGAUCAAUUCGCAGUCCUUAGACGAAUUUAAUGGACUGUAUCGGGUCGCCUGUCAGGUCUUACACGAGCCUCAAGCGAAGUCUCAGUGCAAAGACAUCCCAACAUGCACCUCAUGUCAUUACUCCGGAAUUCAUAACCUCGGUUGGUCAGCAAGAUAUUUGAAGCUCGAAGUCUUCUUGAGCGAGCUCAGGCUGGAGGGUGUUUACAACUUUGGGGCUUUGGACGCAGCAGGCAACACAGCGCUACAUUAUGCCGCUGCUGGUGGUGCUAGCUUCCUGCAUUUGAAGGCGCUGAUAGAUGUUGGCGUGGAUCCCUACUUAGCCAAUUCCGCUGGAGAACUUUUUAUCUACUGCUUGAGACCGCUUCAACCGUUCACGCUUGAGCCGAACUCCGAUUGCUUGAGAGGAGAUGACCUUAUCAAGCUCCUUGGAUUGCUGCAUCUUGAAAGAGUCUCGGAUUGGAGAGACAAUGACGGACAGACCGUGAUGCACGCAUUGGCACUGAAGAUCUCCGAGCCAGAUCUCAAAACAAAGAUUUUCGAUAUUCUUAGAUACUCUGGAUUUUCUUCCACGGUACUGGAUCGUUUUGGGAGAUCUCCCGAGCAAGUCUUUCCCCUGACCUACGACUCUCAUGGUCAAGUCAUUGAUCCAGUCCCGACCAAUUCACUCCAUCAGAUCAAAGAAGUGCCUGAGGAUUCUGAAGAAAACGGAGAAGCGAUGACUUGUGGAGCAAUCAUCGUCGCUGAAUUUAGACUGGAAAGGAUUAAGCAAAAUAAGGCUCAGACUGUCGUCGUCAAAGCACGCCACCAACCGUCUUAUAUUGAUACCGAGAGUGGUGAAAAUGUACUUCACGCGCUCUCUAGGAUUGUUUCCAGCAGUAAAGUCCUCUCCACUAUCGACCAUUUGAGGUCAAACCGAUCUACCCAGGACAGACCAAACCGUGAGGGCAACUACAUGCUCUUGAAUCUGGAAUACUUCAUCGCAAAGGGGGUUGACCUGAAUGCUCACAACCGCGAGGGUAGUCACCCAUUGAAAUCUUUCAUCUGCGACCGCCCAUGGGAUGAGCAUGAAACAGGAGCAACAAUGUCAAAAUACCUAGACAUGAUCCUGUGGAAAGACCAAAGCUCCCGCACUAAGAAUAAAGUCAACGUGGACAUGAAAGACCGAGAAGGACUCACAGCUCUGUAUCAUGCUGCUGUUCGUGGCCGGCCUGACUCUGUGCGAAGUCUCAUCGAGGCUGGCGCCAAUGUCAACGCAUAUUCAAUAUAUGAUAAGAGCAUUCUACAUGCUACCUACAAUGCACUUGACGACGCGGUCAAGCAAACCGAUAGUGUACUGGUACAUCUUCUCAGGGAGGUCAUUUCACAUCUGGAGCAUGCAGGAGCUGUCCAGAAUCCAACGUCACUGCAGGAACGGGGUACUAGGAAGGUUUGA